Molecule: messenger RNA, 1110 nt
Organism: Camelus dromedarius (Arabian camel)
Lineage: Eukaryota; Metazoa; Chordata; Mammalia; Artiodactyla; Camelidae
Product: olfactory receptor 10G9
Exons: 1
Coding region: 175-1110 (311 amino acids)
Biological process (GO): G protein-coupled receptor signaling pathway
Cellular component (GO): membrane
Molecular function (GO): olfactory receptor activity; G protein-coupled receptor activity
Source: RefSeq, a predicted model, not a curated record
AUAAUUCUAUCACUUUUGUCAAAGAAGGUUUGUAAUAAGCAAAGUUGAGUAUAACUCUAGAAUUUUCUGCCAUGUAUGAUGCAGUUGUCACAUGGACAGUGGGUUCUCAGUUCUCAAUUAAAUGCUGAGUGCUCUUGAUAUUCCCAUAGAGAGAGGGACCAGAGGCAUGGAGAAAUGACAAACGUGAGUCUAGUGACAACGUUUAUCCUCACCGGCCUUCCCCAUGCAGCAGAGCUGGACCCGCUCCUCUUUGGAAUCUUCUUGGUGAUUUAUGUCCUCACUGUGGUGGGGAACCUCCUCAUCCUGUUGGUGAUUACGGUGGAUUCCCACCUCCACACCCCCAUGUACUACUUCCUGACCAACCUGUCCUUCAUUGACAUGUGGUUCUCCACGGUCACUGUGCCCAAAAUGCUGAUGACCUUGGUGUCCCCGGGAGGCAGGGCUAUCUCCUUGCACAGCUGCGUGGCCCAGCUCUACUCCUUCCACUUCCUGGGGAGCACCGAAUGUUUCCUCUACACAGUCAUGUCCUUCGACCGCUACCUGGCCAUCAGUUACCCGCUCAGGUACGCCAGCAUGAUGAGUGGGCAAGCGUGCGCCCUCCUGGCCACAGCCACGUGGCUCAGCGGCUCUCUGCACUCUGCUGUCCAGACCACACUGACAUUCCGCUUGCCCUACUGUGGACCCAGCCGGAUCCAGCAUUACUUCUGCGAUGCACCGCCCAUCCUCAAACUAGCCUGCGCAGACACCUCCACCAACGAGAUGGUGAUCUUUGUCAACAUCGGAGUAGUGGCCUCAGGCUGCUUUCUCCUGAUAGCGCUGUCCUACGUGUCCAUCGUCUGCUCCAUCCUGAAGAUCCGCACCUCACAGGGGAGACACAGAGCCUUUCAGACCUGUGCCUCCCACUGCAUUGUGGUCCUUUGUUUCUUUGUUCCCUGUGUUUUCAUUUACCUGAGGCCAGGUUCCAAGGAUGCUGUGGAUGGGAUUGUGGCAGUUUUCUACACUGUCCUGACCCCGCUUCUGAACCCUGUGGUGUACACCCUGAGGAACAAGGAAGUGAGGAAAGCUCUGUUGAAGCUUAAAGACAGAGUAGUGUAUUCUCAUAGCAAAUAA